UGUGUGCACCAGUGUCUCCUGUAUCAACGGGGUGGUCCGUCUGGAGGAGGUACCGAGGUCCCGCCGUUCGAGAGACGAGCUACGCAUUUAAGCCGGGGAGGUCGGAGCAGUGAGUGGGAGUAGUUCAGGGACUGGGAGAGGAGAGGAAGCAGGACCUGGGAGACCUCGCCUCGUCCGUCCUCCUGCCUACUUCCUUGCUUUUGGGUUUUCGAGAUAUUUGGUUUCUUGCAUCCAGAGGACGAAGAGCUUUCAUAGGGUUUUCGAGACAUUGUCCUCACAAUCGCAUCCAUUUUGCAGUGCUGUUUCACGCGUAAACCCUAGCCCCUCGCCGCUGGAAGCCUCCAUUGUUCCUCUUUCAUUUCUUACCGCUGAUGCAGCUUAUGGUUUCUUAGGGUUUUCGAGACAUUUGGCUUCUUGCAUCCAGAGGACGAAGAGCUUUCCUAGGGUUUUCGAGACAUUGUCCUCACAUUCGCAGAUUUGGUUCGAGACAUUUGUUUUUUAGGGGUUCACAUGUUUCUGGGUGCUUUUGCAGCGAUGCGAUUCAUCUCACAGGGGAUGGGGAUUCCUACAUUACCGUGCCUUUUUUUGGGGAAAAAUGCCCACUUUUUGUGUAACAAAAACAUAAAAACGAGCCUUGCAGCUGCGAUGUCUGCUGCUCAGGUGGUUUCUCAAGAACAAAUUUUUUUAACAAAAAAAGCCUUUCUUUUUUCUUACUCUCUUGGAAAGAAGGUACAUGGAGCCAAUCCGUUAGGUCGCUAACUUCACCAAAGGAUUUCAUUUUCCGUACCUAAACCUUGUUUCAACAAAAUGCUGCCUUUGGCCGGGGGCAUCUGAUUGUCAUUUUAGUCUGUUGAUUCUUCAAGUCAAUAUUACGCUCAUUUUAUUCAAUGUUUCCCGACAGCCAACUACACUUGUAUUUCUUUGUUAGUAACGUCCCGCGCUUGAGUCCUUGUGAUCUGCACAGUAUGAUGCUGCCACCAAAUGCAUGCAGUUAGACAAGCUUAAUGUUGCAUCUGAUAAGACUGUACAACAGAUUCGUGUGCCAAAUGUGUCCUUGCUACUCAAGGAGGUCAUAUGGAACAAGUAAAACGAAAUUUCUGCAUCAGCAAUCAGGCACAAGACUGAAUGACGUGGUUAGUGCCAAUGAGGACUGUACAACAGAUUCGUGUGCCAAAUGUGUCCUUGCUACUCAAGGAGGUCAUAUGGAACAAGUAAAACAAAAUUUCUGCAUCAGCAAUCAGGCACAAGACUGAAUGACGUGGUUAGUGCCAAUGAGGUAGGUGCUGCUUGUUUUAUCUUGAAAUGGGCUCUCAUGAUGGCGAGGAUGAAGAGUUGCCACCCCCCCCUCCGGUGCCACCAGAUGUGAUUCCCAUUAAAGCUGAAGAUGCUGUGGGUGAAUCACCAGCAAACCAUAUAUUAAAGCCAAAGAGAUUACUGAUGGACAGGCCUGGUAUAGGAAGAAAAGGGCAGCCGACCCAGCUCUAUUCAAAUCACUUUAAAGUCGCUGUGAAGAGUACAGAAGACGUCUUCUUUCACUACUAUGUAAACCUGAAGUAUGAGGAUGAUCGACCCGUUGAUGGUAAAGGGAUCGGCAGAAAGGUGAUUGAUAAACUGCAGCAGACAUAUCGUGCAGAGCUUUCUAACAAGGACUUUGCAUAUGAUGGAGAAAAGAGCCUGUUUACAGUUGGUGGUCUUCCACAAAAAAAGAAUGAGUUCACCGUUGUCUUGGAGGACGUAUCUACUGGAAAGACUGCUGCCAAUGGGAGCCCUGGAGGUAAUGACAGUCCUGGAGGUGGUGAUAGGAAGAGAGUGAGGAGGCCAUACCAGACGAAAACUUUCAAAGUGGAGAUAAAUUUUGCAGCAGAGGUUCCUAUGAGUGCUAUUGGUCAAGUCAUUAGAGGCGAAGAAUCUGAGAACUCCCUGGAGGCGCUUCGUGUUCUUGAUAUCAUACUGAGGCAGCAUUCCGCAGAACAAGGCUGCCUUUUGGUUAAGCAAUCAUUUUUCUACAACAACCCUUCAUGCUUUGUUGACUUGGGUGGUGGUGUGAUGGGUUGUCGUGGAUUUCAUUCAAGCUUCCGUGGCACACAGAGUGGACUUUCCCUCAAUGUUGAUGUCUCAACAACAAUGAUCGUGAAACCUGGCCCUGUUAUUGAUUUUCUUCUUUCUAACCAGAAUGUUAAUGAUCCUAGCAGAAUUGAUUGGCAAAAGGCCAAGCGUGCUCUCAAGGGCUUGAGGAUUAGAACCACUCCUGCAAAUUCAGAAUUCAAGAUUUUUGGUCUCAGCGAGAGGAUCUGCAAAGAACAAACGUUUCCGCUGAGGCAGAGAAAUGGUAGCAACGGAGAUUGUGAUACCAUUGAAAUAACUGUCUAUGACUACUAUGCAAAGAAAGGAAUCGAUCUAAAGUAUUCUGGUGAUUUCCCCUGUAUAAAUACAGGGAAGGCAAAGCGCCCAACAUAUUUUCCAAUCGAGCUAUGCUCGCUUGUUCCGCUUCAAAGAUACACCAAAGCUUUGUCUACGCUACAAAGGUCAUCCCUUGUGGAGAAGUCUAGACAGAAGCCUGAAGAAAGGAUGACCGUUCUAAAUGAUGCACUGCAACGCAGUAACUACGAUUCUGACCCCAUGUUGAGGGCAUGUGGUGUUUCAGUUGCUCCAAAAUUUACCCAAGUUGAAGGAAGGAUCCUUCAAGCCCCAAAGCUGAAAGCCGGCAAUGGUGAUGAUAUCUUUUCACGAAAUGGACGGUGGAAUUUCACUAAUAGGAAGUUUUAUGAAACCUGCUCUGUGAAUAAGUGGGCGGUCGUUAAUUUCUCUGCACGUUGUGAUGUUCGGAAUCUUAUCCGUGACCUGAUGAGGAAUGCAUCUGCAAAGGGAAUUCAAAUGGAGGAACCUUUUGAUGUGUUUGAAGAGAGUCCCUCUAUGAGGCGUGCACCUGUGUCAAGAAGGGUGGAUGAUAUGUUUGGGCAGAUAAAAUCAAAACUUCCUGGAGCUCCUAGGUUCCUCUUGUGCCUUCUCCCUGAGAGGAAAAAUUGUGAAAUCUAUGGUCCUUGGAAGAGAAAGUGCCUGGCCGAGUUUGGUAUUGUCACACAGUGUCUAGCUCCAUUAAGAGUCAAUGAUCCGUACCUGCUUAAUUUGCUGAUGAAGAUCAAUGCAAAGCUUGGUGGUCUGAACUCGUUGCUGCAAGUUGAAGCAUCUUCGUCAAUACCACAUGUGUCGCAAGUACCCACCAUCAUCUUAGGUAUGGAUGUUUCACAUGGUCAUCCAGGACAAGAUAGACCUUCGGUUGCAGCGGUGGUUAGUUCUCGUCAAUGGCCUCUUAUCUCUAGAUAUAGAGCAUCAGUGCACACCCAAUCUGCCAGACUAGAAAUGAUGUCCUCGUUGUUUAAGCCGCGGGGUACUGAUGAUGAUGGCCUCAUCCGGGAAUCACUGAUCGACUUCUACACUAGCUCUGGAAAGCGAAAACCAGAACACAUAAUUAUUUUCAGGGAUGGAGUCAGUGAAAGUCAGUUUACCCAGGUCAUCAACAUUGAGCUGGAUCAGAUCAUCGAGGCAUGUAAGUUUCUGGAUGAGAAGUGGUCACCCAAGUUCACUGUGAUUGUUGCUCAAAAGAACCACCACACCAAGUUCUUUCAGACGGCAUCACCAGACAAUGUUCUUCCUGGAACUGUGGUGGAUAGUAAAGUUUGCCAUCCUAAGAACUUCGACUUCUACAUGUGUGCACAUGCUGGGAUGAUUGGAACAACAAGGCCGACCCACUAUCAUGUUCUGCACGACGAGAUAGGUUUCAGUGCCGACGAGAUGCAGGAGUUUGUUCAUUCGCUCUCUUACGUGUACCAGAGGAGCACGACAGCCAUCUCAGUGGUGUCUGUUUUUGUGUUUGCAGUUGCUCCAGUGUGCUACGCCCACCUCGCUGCAGCCCAGGUGAGCACGUUCCUGAGAUUGGAGGAGAUGUCAGACGCGUCCUCCAGCCAGGGAGGAGGGCAUACCUCGGCUGGCAGUGCUCCUGUGCCGGAGCUGCCUCGCCUGCAUGACAAAGUCAGGAGCUCCAUGUUCUUCUGCUAGCUGAUGUGCGUGCGCAUCAGGAUCGAGCUCCAUGUUUUGUGUUAGUAAGGCCUAGUUAGUAAGGCUGUAGAAAGAAUGUUUAAUGUUUGCAUGCUAAAGUCCAAACAAUCAAAACCACUACUAUAUCUACCAGAGCACUGAUCGAUCAAACAACAAGAGUCAGCAUCAAUCAA
Molecule: messenger RNA, 4229 nt
Organism: Zea mays
Lineage: Eukaryota; Viridiplantae; Streptophyta; Magnoliopsida; Poales; Poaceae
Product: argonaute104
Exons: 25
Coding region: 1303-4056 (917 amino acids)
Molecular function (GO): protein binding; RNA binding
Source: RefSeq, a predicted model, not a curated record